AUAGCGAAGAUCCUGUAUUGAUAUGUCCACCUGACAGUAGUUUAUCAAUUGACGGAGGAAUGUCGACAGCUACUGUCAUAUAUAAUGCUUCAGAUGUUAGAGUAACUGACAACUCAGGGGAAUCUCUUGUUCCAAUUACCACAACAUCAUUUCCAGCUAAAUUUGUGAUAGGACCAACCAAUGUAACGUAUACAGCAACCGAUUCCUCAGGAAAUACCGGUAGUUGCACGUUUACAGUAACUGUUAUAGAUAGCGAAGAUCCUGUAUUGACAUGUCCACCUGACAGUAGUUUAUCAAUUGACGGAGGAAUGUCGACAGCUACUGUCACAUAUAAUGCUUCGGAUGUUACAGUAACUGACAACUCAGGGGAGUCUCUUGUUCCAAUUACCACAACAUCAUUUCCAGCUGAAUUUGUGAUUGGACCAACCAAUGUAACGUAUACAGCUACCGAUUCUUCUGGAAAUACUGGUAGUUGCACGUUUACAGUAACUGUUACAGAUAGCGAAGAUCCUGUAUUGAUUUGUCCACCUGACAGUAGUUUAUCAAUUGACGGAGGAAUGUCGACAGCUACUGUCACAUAUAAUGCUUCGGAUGUUACAGUAACUGACAACUCAGGGGAAUCUCUUGUUCCAAUUACCACAACAUCAUUUCCAGCUGAAUUUGUGAUUGGACCAACCAAUGUAACGUAUACAGCUACCGAUUCUUCUGGAAAUAUUGGUAGUUGCACGUUUACAGUAACUGUUACAGAUAGCGAAGAUCCUAUAUUGAUAUGUCCUCCUGACAGUAGUUUAUCAAUUGAUGGAGGAAUGUCGACAGCUACUGUCACAUAUAAUGCUUCGGAUGUUACAGUAACUGACAACUCAGGGGAAUCUCUUGUUCCAAUUACCACAACAUCAUUUCCAGCUGAAUUUGUGCUUGGACCAACCAAUGUAACGUAUACAGCUACCGAUUCUUCUGGAAAUACUGGUAGUUGCACGUUUACAGUAACUGUUACAGAUAGCGAAGAUCCUUUAUUGACAUGUCCAGCUGACACCAGCUUAUCAACUGACGGAGGAAUGUCAACAGCUACUGUCAUAUAUAAUACUUCAGAUGUUACAAUAACUGACAAUUCAGGGGAAACUCUUGUUUCAACGACUACAACAUCAUUUCCAGCUGAAUUUGUGAUAGGACCAACUAACAUAACCUAUACAGCCACUGAUUCCUCAGGAAAUACCGGUAGUUGUACGUUUACAGUAACGGUUACAGAUAGCGAAGAUCCUGUAUUGACCUGUCCACCUGACACUAGCUUAUCAACUGACGGAGGAAUGUCGACAGCUACUGUCACAUAUAAUGCUUCGGAUGCUACAGUAACUGACAACUCAGGGGAAACUCUUGUUGCAAUUACCACAUCAUCAUUUCCAGCUCAUUUUGUGAUUGGACCAACCAAUGUAACGUAUAUAGCAACCGAUUCUUCUGGAAAUACUGGUAGUUGUACGCUUACAGUAACUGUUACAGAUGUCGAAGAUCCUGUAUUGACAUGUCCAUCUGACACCAGCUUGUCAAUUGACGCAGGAACGUUGACAGCUAGUGUUACAUAUAAUGUUUCGGAUGUUACAGUAACUGACAACUCAGGGGAAACUCUUGUUCCAACUACUAUAACAUCAUUUCCAGCUCAAUUUGUGAUUGGACCAACCAAUGUAACAUAUACAGCUACCGAUUUUUCAGGAAAUACUGGUAGUUGUACGUUUACAGUAACAAUUAUAGAUGCCGACGAUCCUGUAUUGACAUGUCCACCUGACAUAAGCUUGUCAACUGACACAGAAACAUCAACGGCUACUGCCACAUAUAAUGCUUCGGAUGUUACAGUAACUGACAACUCAGGAGAAAUUCUUGUUCCAAUUACCACAACAUUAUUUCCAGCUCAAUUUGUGAUUGGACCAACCAAUGUAACAUAUACAGCUACCGAUUCUUCUGGAAAUAUUGGUAGUUGUAGGUUUACAGUAACGGUUACAGAUAACGAAGAUCCUGUAUUGACAUGUCCACCUCACACAAGCUUGUCAAUUGACGCAGGAGCGUCGACAGCUACUGUCACAUAUAAUGCUUCGGAUAUAACGAAGAUCCUGUAUUGA
This is a messenger RNA of Anneissia japonica, 2108 nucleotides long. RefSeq names its product hyalin-like. The record is from RefSeq and is a predicted model, not a curated record. The transcript has 10 exons. The annotation marks the transcript as partial. NCBI's taxonomy places the organism in Eukaryota, Metazoa, Echinodermata, Crinoidea, Comatulida, Comatulidae.